AUGCUUGAACAUGCUUGUAAGUGGGACAGCUGUCGUGAAAAGUUCAAUUCAGUUGCUUCUCUUUGGGAACACGUAGAGCGCCACAUUGAUAAUGCAGAGCCAAGAAUGAUACACUUCGUGAACGAUGAUGACACAUUAGACACGCCGCAAGCAAAGAUCGCGACAUCUUCAGUUCCGACCACUUUAGCCGAAAAGACUCGAGGACCUUUCCAAUCAACCUCUCUUCAUAAUGCAAGUGCUCCAACAAACGUAGACAAUCAUUCCGCACAAAUUACUAGUAUCCAACAAAGUACGAUACAAUUUUCACAUCAAACAUUAGGCAAUUCAUAUUUAGUAAAUCAAGCCGGCCAAGUUGCGUUCAAUCCUCUCGGAUUACAGCAAAUAAUCAGGCCAGGGCCACAAGGCGUAACACAGGGCGUUCAGCCGGUAAAUUUUGUACAACCAGUACAACAACCAUAUAUUAUAACAGCAACACCUCAAAUUAUGAUGAGACCUACACCAAUUUAUGGGCUGCAGCAUUAUCAACCAACUAUUAAUCUGCAGGGGGUUAAUGCACCUCAACUGACAUCUAUACAACCACAGCCUUCUGGAACACGGCCGAUUGCAAUUGGAAACACAUCUAAUUCAAUACCAACUACUGAUGAUAAUGCUUCAAGAGUUGGGGGACCAAAUCGGAUAUCUGCACCUCAAUCUUUGCAAAUUACUAGUCGUAAUCCACCGGCAGUUCAAAGAGAUCCCCAGUAA
Messenger RNA from Dentiscutata erythropus, 744 nucleotides. Lineage: Eukaryota; Fungi; Glomeromycota; Glomeromycetes; Diversisporales; Gigasporaceae. The record is from the annotation of a GenBank genome assembly.